UUCUGUGGAGGCAGCAUGGCUUCCCAAUGUGCUCCCCUCCUGCUGCUUGCCUGUGUGGUGGCCCUGCCUGCCAUGAGUCUCAUUGAUGCUGCCCAAGACCUGACCCUCCUCAGUCGAUCUGUCUCGAAUAGCAGUCCAUCAGCUCUCAGCGUGCUGACAGACGGUGAGAUCCGCCUGGUGAAUGGCUCCAAACCCUGCUCUGGACGGGUGGAGGUCUGGUACCACAAUGAGUGGGGAACGGUGUGUGACGACGGCUGGGACCUGAAAGAUGCCUCUGUGGUCUGUAGGCAGCUUGGCUGUGGGGAAGCAGUGUCAGCUCCAUCUCAAGCUUUCUUUGGAAGUGGAUCCGGACCUAUUUGGCUGGAUGAUGUUAACUGCAUUGGGAACGAGAGCCUGCUCACUCAGUGCACGCUGAGGGCCUGGGGACAACACAACUGCAGGCACAGCGAGGAUGCAGGCGUCGUGUGCUCAGGUUGGCCCAAGGACUGCAGUGAGCUCUCUGCAGGCAGCCCCAGCGGCGUCUACAUCAUCCAGCCCUCAGGGCUGCACCCCCUCGUGGUGUACUGCGAGAUGAACGUGACGGACGGGGGCUGGACGGUCAUCCAGAGGAACAGCCACAACACAGACAUCACCUGGGCCGAGUCCUGGAGCACCUACAAGUACGGCUUUGGGAACGUGCGCGGCGACUACUGGCUGGGCACCGAGUACAUCCACCAGAUCGCCAAGCAGAAGGUCUACCAGGUCAGGUUCGUCAUCCACGAUGCCUCCAACAACGUCAGGUUCGCAGACUACAACCUCUUCAGUCUGGACGACGAGGCCCAGGGCUACCGGCUGCGGCUGGGCUCCUACGCGGGCACAGCGGGGGAUGCCAUGGCUUUAGCCAAUUCCGCCACUGUGCACGACAACAUGAAGUUCUCUGCUAAGGACUUGGAUCAGGACACCAACAGCGGGAACUGUGCCUCCGCCAACGGGGGCGGCUGGUGGUAUUCGUCCUGUUACUCCGUACGGCUCAAUUUCAAGGGCGGCUUGACGUGGAGCGGUCUGUGCAGCGGCAACUGCAGAGCUUCUGCCAUCCUCAUCAAACCAGCUACCUACUGCUAGCUGCAUUUUCCUUUCCUUUCUGUCCAACCUGUGGCUAAGACUUGCUCGGCAAAGGGGUAGAAAAGGUAAAACGUGCCAUGGCCAGACCUGAUGCGUCAUGGGUCUUUGCUGAGGUUUGCAUCCCAGCUACUGAAGAAAAUGAGCCGUCCUCCAUUCUCCCUCCUUUAGGUCUCUUCUGCUCCUCAAUUCAGCCUUUAUUCUUUUGCUCAGAUCCAGGUCAUUUUAAUUGUGUUAAUAAUCAGAACAGUUGCUCCCAAAACCUGGAGUUUCCAGAUGUGCAAUGUGCCUCAAAUAAAAUGUGAAACAGCCAAACUGCAAUGCAUCUCUAUGGCUGUGUGAGCUGAUUGACAUCUUUAACUUCAGACAAACAACACAACUUUCACUUGUAGAAAGAUUAAAAUCUGUCGAUCAGGAUUGCACAAAUUUCCACUCUUUGCCUUCU
Tympanuchus pallidicinctus (lesser prairie-chicken) is the source of this 1543-nucleotide messenger RNA. RefSeq names its product fibrinogen-like protein 1-like protein. The transcript has 4 exons. Lineage: Eukaryota; Metazoa; Chordata; Aves; Galliformes; Phasianidae. The record is from RefSeq and is a predicted model, not a curated record. Bases 16 to 1101 code for a protein of 361 amino acids. Gene Ontology annotation, cellular component: membrane.